AUGACAGAGACAUUGAAUGUCAUAGUCAAUAACGGAUCAAGUGUAGGCGCUUAUACACUUGAUCUGAUUGCGCCUCCGAAGUUGACUUCGGAGAUCACUCAGUUGACAACGCUCGAACAUAUAAGGUUCUUGCGUGAUCUGCGUAGUGGCAAAGUCAAGCAGAUCUGCGUACUCGUCGCUGACGACGAGUGUGUGGCCGGCAUAAGGUCAGCAACAGUGUUUACUGAGAACGAGAGAGUUCUCAGUAGUUCAUCGAUGGACGAGAGCGUCCUCGAUGAAAAGACACGAGUUGAGCGAUAUGACUCCCAAUCGUGGGAAUCGCUCAAGACAAAUCCUCUCUAUGAAGAUUUGGUUGAAUUCAAGGAUGUAUUCCUCCCCGAACACGAGUCUAGGGAUUGCAAAGUGUCAAUCCCUUCGGCCAUCUCAGAAGAGAUGCGCGCCCUCCAGUAUGGGACAUUAGGGAGGUAG
Peronospora matthiolae is the source of this 468-nucleotide messenger RNA. The record is from the annotation of a GenBank genome assembly. Lineage: Eukaryota; Oomycota; Peronosporomycetes; Peronosporales; Peronosporaceae.